Andrographis paniculata is the source of this 745-nucleotide messenger RNA. RefSeq lists its product as uncharacterized. The record is from RefSeq and is a predicted model, not a curated record. Bases 22 to 498 code for a protein of 158 amino acids. Lineage: Eukaryota; Viridiplantae; Streptophyta; Magnoliopsida; Lamiales; Acanthaceae. The transcript is spliced from 2 exons.
CAAUUCCCCUUUCCCCAAACAAUGUCUAAACUCGCCGCCGCCUCGCCGCCGCUGGUGACGGUGGUGGAGUAUCUGGAAUCCGCCAUGUCCAGAGACCUCCUCUGCAAGUUCCCCGACAACUCUGCCUUCGAUUUCGACUACACCCAGAGCUCCAUCUGGUCGCCGCUUCUUCCCCGGCCGCACAAUCCCCACGGCGGCCUUCAGGUCUCCAAAAGGCUGUCGUUCAACGGCGGCGCCGACGGGUUUCUGGAGAAUACCAAGAAAAUGGCCGCCGGAAUCAAGAGGAAAUUCGCCGACGCUAUGCUUAAUGUCAAUGUCGGCGGCGGAUGCACCAGAAUGAAGAAGAAGAUCAGGAGGAAGAAGACGAAGAGGAACUCCAUUGGAUUUUCUCCAAAGAGUCGGGCAUGGGACAAAGUGAUGGAGGCAGCUGCUAAUUAUUUCAAGAAGAAGGAGAGCAGUAACGGUCACCUGAGUGACACGUGGCAGUUUGUGAAUUAAUAAUAAUAAUAAUAACAAUAAUAAUAGUAAUGUAGGAUUCGAUUUCAUCUGAUCUGAUAAUUUUGUUUAGCGACGGAUCGUAAAACGCGACGGGCAUAAUAGUUUGCUUGCACCUUCUAGAAGAUGUUCAAUUGAUAUUAUGAAUGAGUUGGGCUUUAUAUUUAAAGCCUUUGUUGUAGGCCCACUUUCAAUUUUAUUUACUAUUUAUUAUGUGUAGUUGACUACGGCUCUGUACAGAGAGUGCUCU